Lizanozyma spartinae is the source of this 8145-nucleotide messenger RNA. It is a transcript of the gene GCN1, whose product is annotated as Gcn1p. NCBI's taxonomy places the organism in Eukaryota, Fungi, Ascomycota, Pichiomycetes, Serinales, Debaryomycetaceae. The transcript is spliced from 2 exons. The record is from RefSeq and is a predicted model, not a curated record. Gene Ontology annotation, molecular function: protein kinase regulator activity. Gene Ontology annotation, cellular component: cytosol. Gene Ontology annotation, biological process: cellular response to amino acid starvation; regulation of translation. The coding region runs from base 1 to 8145 and encodes 2714 amino acids.
AUGUUUUUUACCUGGGAUCAAAUCUCCUCACUGUAUCAACGGGAUUUGUUUGACCCUCAUUUGACGACCGUUUUGCCAUUACUAGAAACCAUUAGAGACAUUAACAGUGUGAUUCCAGAAGAUGAACUUCCUAAAGUGUUUGGGUGUUUGUUAAGAACAUUCGAUCAUUACCAAGAUCCUUCGACUAGAAAGCACUUAGAGAACACAGUGAUUGUUUUGAUGGCCUCACAUAAGCAAUUGGCUCCCUUAUUGGCAAAGUAUACCUUCCAUCAGGUGAAGAACCAAGUUAUAAUUGCCUAUUCAGACUUGUUGACACUUUUAUCGUGGUCCAACAGUUCUUUGUCUAUUUUGAAGGACUCCACUGAAUGCUUGGCCAACACAUUGGUCAAUCAGGUUUACAUUUUAUCUUUGUUGUUGGAGAGUUUGUCAGAAAGCCUGUCAGGAAGUCUGUCGUCUUCAAGUCGUAGACACGCAAGAUUAAUUGAAACUGCUGUGUUACAAACAGUCACUGCUUGGGCAAACACGAUUAACGAGAAUACUCAACAGGCAUUAUUUGUUGUUUCUCCUGUGGUAAAAGAGAAGGUCAAUGUUUUACUUGUUCAGUUGGGUUUGGUGCUGGCAGUCCUCCAAAGCGAUCAAGUAUCAAUCAACAAGCCUCAUAUCCAAUCUGCAUUUGUAUCUGGAGAAUACCCUAAGCAAUAUUUGUCUGCAUAUGUCGAUGAGGUUGUUCUAAGGAAGCACACAUUACCUCCACCUUGCUUAGCAUGCUUAUCAUUCUUCAGUAGUAAGUUUGUUACUACCUCUUAUGUCACUGAAGACGAUAUUGCCAACCUCAUUUUGCCAAACUUUGACAAGGCCAUCUUAAGAUCUUCUGAAUUGUUGUUGGGGUUAAUCAUUCCUCCCUUCUUUGUUGAUUCGAAGUUAGAAACCUUAGAUCUCACUCAAAGCCUAAGCACCACCACGAUUGGGAAAAAGUUCUUUGGCUCGUGUCUUACAGGUAUCAAGUCCACAAAGGAAUCUGUUAGAAUAGGAUCUCAAAGGAUUUUACUGGCUAUUAUUACUAAGAAUAUGGCUGGAGACGCAAGUUUCUUUAUUGAAGAAAUUACAAAGCAAAUUAAAUUGACUUCCAAUUUGGAUUUCAAAUUAGGGUUUGUUUCCUUAUUAAACCAAUUUCCUAUCCAUGAAGUGUCCCUGCCAAAGCUUGUCAAUUUAACGCAACCUUUGGUUACUAAAGAGGUUCAUGAUAGUGCACUUUCUCCAUUGGCAGACUCCUUCAUUACCCAUUUAUGGGCUUCUGAUGAGCCCACCAUAAUAAAGCAAUUAUCUACAACUGUCAACAACGGUCUUAAAGAUAAGAAACUUAGUCUUAGAAGAGCGUGGUUCACUUCCUUAGGAGACAGCCAAUACAACAAGCAGCAACACUUUCAAUUGAUCAAAGAGUACCUUUUGCCAACUAUGAAACAAACUUGGUUAGAAGCCGUCAAGUCCCCUGUGCCAACACUUACCAAUAAAGGUAUUGCGCUGGCUUUUGUUUACGUCUAUAUGGUCAACGAAGCAACGGAAGAACAAGCUCAAUUUGAAAGCUUAAAUGAAGUCAUUGAGUUCAUCUUGAACCCCAAAGUCUAUACUAAAUUAUCAACAGAUUAUGAAUUUGAGUGGUACAUAAAGGCAUUAUUCAGUUUGGCCAACACUGGUCUGUUUGCCAGUGAUUUACGAGGUAAUAAUGAGUUCUCUUCAAGUGUGCUCUUCCUUCAAUUAUCUCCUACUGUCCCCUUCAACUUUCAAAGAGAAGCAUUGACCAAGUUCACUGAUUUGGUUAAUUCCGAUAGCCAAUACGUUCCUAAUAUCAUUUCUGGUAUUUACAACUUGCUUAUGGAAGAGAAAAGCAGUAGUACGCCUACUGAUUGGAUCUACAAGAAUAUGUCAUCACUUUUCUCCACGCUUGUCCAAGUUCCAGCUCACCAUGAAGCGGAGCAGAACUUGGCAGCUCUUUUAUUGGCUACAAACCACCCUUCCAUUCCAAUUAAAAAUAAAUGGGUUGGGCUUGCACAACGUCGUCAACAAGAUGAAAUCGACGUGGGCAGAGUAGUCGGAGAUAACAUUCAAACCAUUUUGACGGACUUGCAGAAGUAUUCCGACAGCAAUAACGAAUUAAUACACCGUGCUGUUGUUGAUUCCUAUGCGGUGAUUGCAUUUAUUAGGACUGAGAUUGUUAUCCCACAUGUGGUCAAGCUUUUGAACUGUGACUUGGAUUUAAGCACAGUACAUGGCCUUUUGGAUGGUGAAGGUAAUGAAGAUUCUCUCAGAAUUUAUCAAGGUGAAGAUGAUGUUCUUGUAGUGGAUCCCACCACCAACAAUAGUAAGAAAGCAUCUCAAAUAGAUAAGAACUCUAAGGACUACGAAACAAAGAAAUGGGAAGCUGAUUUGGCCAAAGAACUAGCAAAGAAAGGGAAGGCUAAUGCUAACAAUAAAAAGUAUACAAAGGAAGAACAAGCAUUAAUUACUCAACAAUUGAAGAAGGAAACUGAAUUAAGAACAAGUGUUAAGUCUGAAAUCAGAAAGUUCAUUAGAAGCAUUGAUAUCAUCAACAAAUUAGCUCAGGAUGCCACUCAGGUGGAUAACGGGGCCAUUACGUGGUUCCCAGUUGCCAUUAACAAGUUAUUGGAAUUGUGCAAAUAUCAAAACUCCACCUUAUUACUUGCAGAUUUGCCUUGGAAGUCAUACAUUGAAUUGUCGAAAUUACUCAGUGAUAGAGUUGGUCCUCUAAAGCCAUUCAUUGGGGUUGCAACCCUAAGAAUGCUAGGCACACAAUUAUCUGACAAUUAUUUACAAGAACAAUUGUUAGAUUUGCUUUCAAGAAUUCUUUAUCGAGUCAAGAUCUUAUCGGAUCAAUCUCCAUUACCCUCCUUAUCAUUGCUGUAUCUCUUGCCACUUUUAUCUCAAGUUUUGGAGAAGGGGAAGGCCGUUGCUAUCAAGAACUCUACGACCAAAAAGGCCACUACUUCAGAAUUUGUUGAUGAAGAUCCAGAGGAAGAACAGCUAUUAUUGGCUGUGGAAAUUAUUUCAUUACAUGCUGAAUUAUUUGAAGAUGAUUCCAUUCCCCGGUCUCAGAUCUUGGAGGUUCUUAUUUCCUUAAUGAAGUUACCCACCAAGGCCAAGUUGUCUAAAGACUGUUUCUUAGCCAUGUGCCAACAUAUUGCUGUCUCUUUGAAUGCCAGUGACUUGAGGAUCCUUUUGAAUAACAUAGUUAUACCGGAAGUGUUUGUUCGAAACACCAUUCUUGAAGCCAUUGAUCUGGAGUUUGAUUUAACAGACAUUGAAGGAGGAUUGACGUACUCUAACGAACUAUGGAUUGCAGUUCAAGAUAAUGAUGCAGCUACUCGGGCAUUGGCUAUAACAAUCUGGGAAGAUAACAACUUGAUGGUUGUGGAAGACGCUCCUAUGCAAUUGUUGCAAUAUGCUCACGUUAAGGAUUCGGGAUUAAGACUUUCAAUUGCUAAAGCCAUUUAUUCUGCUGUUAAUACUUUAACAGAUGAAGGUAUUCUUACCAAGACGUUUGAUUCAAUGAUAGAUCUUUACCACAUAAAGAAAAACCCUCCACCUCCAAAAUUGGACAGAUUUGGUUUGGUUAUCAGAUCUCCUUCAGACAACAAAGAUACCUGGGAAGAAAGAUCCACGAUUGCGUUGGCAUUCAAGUUAUUAUCACCAUUAAUUUCCGACCAACAGACUAUCUCCAAGAUCUUCAACUUUCUUGUUGAUGAAAAGGCCUUGAGUGAUAAGGAAGAUUUGGUCCAUCAAGAAUUGCAAGAAGCCGGUGUGGAAAUCAUUAAGGAACAUGGCUCCAAAUAUAUGGAAACAUUAAUUCCUAUUUUUGAGGAUUGUUUAUCUGCCAAAGAUGACGGUUCAAAGACUCAAGAUAGAAUCAGAGAAUCAGUCAUUAUUUUGUAUGGAGCUUUGGCCCGUCAUUUAAGUUCUGAUGAUGAUCAAAGACUUAUUUCCAUUGUGGAAAGAUUAAUCAAAACUUUGGAUACUCCCUCUGAAGAUGUUCAAUAUGCCAUUGCCGAAUGUUUAGCACCAUUGGUACCUUCAUUUGAAUAUAAAUUGCAAGGAUACUUUGACCAAUUAUUUGAAACCUUAUUUACUUCCCCCAAGAUGCCUAGAAGACGAGGUGCAGCCUAUGGGAUUGCUGGGUUAGUUAAAGGAUCAGGUAUUAAAGCAUUGACACAAUAUGACAUUAUCAGAACCUUAACAGAUGCUGCAGAUGAUAAGAAGAGUCCUAUCAAAAGAGAAGGUGUUUCAUUUACUGUUGAAGCAUUAUCUUUAUGUUUAGGGAAAUAUUUUGAACCUUAUGUGAUAGAAAUCUUGCCUAACAUUUUGAAAUCAUUGGGUGAUUCAACUGCUGAAGUUCGUGAAGCAACAGAUUUAGCUGCCAAGCAAAUCAUGAAGUCCACCACAUCAUUUGGAGUUAAGAAGUUAAUUCCAGUUGCCAUUUCCAACUUGGAUGAAAUUGCUUGGAGAUCCAAGAAGGGGUCUGUCGAAUUACUUGGGUCCAUGGCUUAUUUGGAUCCAGCUCAAUUAUCAGCUUCUUUAUCCACUAUUGUGCCGGAGAUAGUUGGUGUUUUAAAUGACACUCAUAAGGAAGUUAGAAAGGCUGCAGACCAAUCUUUGAAGAGAUUUGGUGAAGUUAUCAGAAACCCUGAAAUCCAAGAAAUAGUUCCUGAUUUAAUCCAAGCUAUUGGUGAUCCCACAAAAUACACUGAUUUGGCAUUGGAUAAAUUGAUAACCACUAAAUUUGUUCAUUAUAUUGAUGGACCUUCUUUGGCAUUGAUUAUCCAUGUUAUUCACAGAGGAAUGAAAGAUCGUUCAGCUGCCACCAAGAAGAAAUCGUGUCAAAUUGUGGGUAAUAUGGCCUUCUUAGUUGAUGGUAAAGAUUUGAAACCUUAUUUGACAGUUUUAGUGAAUGAACUUGAAGGUGCAAUGGUUGAUCCAGUACCUGCUACCAGAGCUACAGCUGCCAGAGCAUUAGGAUCUUUGGUUGAAAAGUUGGGUGAAGAACAAUUCCCAGAUUUAAUCCCAAGAUUGUUAGCAACAUUACAAGACCCAGAAAAAGCCGGUGAUCGGUUAGGUUCAGCUCAAGCCUUAUCUGAAGUAAUUUGUGGGUUGGGUAUCAACAAAUUGGAAGAAUUAAUGCCAAUUAUCUUACAAUCUGCUUCCAGUGGUAGAAACUAUAUUCGUGCCGGAUUCAUGCCGUUAUUGUUGUUUUUGCCUGUUUGUUUUGGACCACAAUUUGCUCCUUAUUUAUCUAAAAUCAUUCCUCCUAUCUUAGCAGGUUUGGCUGAUACCGAUGAAGAAAUCAGAGACGUGGCUUUACGCGCGGGUAGAUUAAUUGUCAAGAAUUAUGCUAAGAAAGCCGUGGACUUGUUAUUACCUGAAUUGGAGAAGGGUUUGGCUGAUUCCAAUUAUAGAAUUAGAUUAUCAUCUGUUGAGCUUACCGGGGACUUAUUGUUUCAAAUCACGGGUAUCUCCGGGAAGAAUGAACUUUUGGAAGAACAAUAUGAAUUUUCUGGUGAAGUUAACAAGACUCUUGUUGAAGUCUUGGGUCAAGACAGAAGAGAUCGGGUUUUGGCAUUAUUGUUUGUAUGUCGUUCUGAUGUUACAUCUAUUGUUCGGAAUGCUUCUGUUGAUAUUUGGAAGGCUUUGGUUGCCAACACUCCAAAGACAGUAAAGGAAAUUUUGCCCACAUUAACGACAAUUAUUGUCCGUAAAUUGGCCCUGGAAGAUGAAUCUCAAAGAACUAUUGCUGCCCAAACCUUGGGUGAAAUGGUUAAGAGAGUCGGUGGAAACGCCCUUACCCAGUUGUUACCAACUUUGGAACAUUCCAUUGUUAAUUCUAAUGAUGAUGCCACUAAACAAGGUAUUUGUAUUGCGUUGACGGAGUUAAUUAAAUCCUCAAAUACUGAUACCAUUGUUGAGUUCCAAGAUGUUUUCAUCAAGAUUAUUCGUGUUGCCUUGACAGAACAUGCUCGUGGAGUCAGAGAAGCAGCUGCUGGGGCUUUUGAAGCCUUGCAAGAUGAAUUGGGUAAAGUAGUCAUUGAUGAGAUCAUUCCAUCUUUACUUGUUAUGCUUGAAGGUGAAGGUGGUGAAUCUUCUAAUGCUUUAUCAGCAUUGGAAGAGAUUAUGGCCACUAAAUCCGAAGUUAUCUUCCCUAUUUUGAUUCCUACCUUAUUAACAUCUCCUAUUGAUUCAUUUAAGGCUCAAGCACUUUCAUCUUUGGCUUCUGUGGCAGGUUCUGCCUUGUUCAAGAGAUUAUCUUUAAUUAUCAACACUUUGGUUGAUGCAGUCAUAGACUCGGAAGCCAGUAAUACUGAUUCUGAGGUUCUUAAACAAUCAUUCGAUAAGAUUUUGGCUUCUAUUGAUGGCGAUGAAGGGGUUCAUCCAUUAAUGCAACAAUUGCUCUCUUUAGCUAAGCACGAAGACAAGGAAAGAAGAGCAGUUAUCUAUGGAAGAUUGGGACCAUUCUUUGCCAGUACCAACUUAGAUUAUUCUGUCUAUUUGCAGGAUAUGGUUGGACAGUUCAUCUUAUCAUUGGGAGAUCCUUCACCUGAAGUGGUUAGUGGAACAUUAAAUGUUUUGAAUGCAUUGAUCAAGAAACAACCUAAAGAAUCAUUAGAUAAACUUAUCAAACCUGCUCGUCAAGCUUUAAGUAUCACUGGAGUUUCUGGUGAAGAUUUGGCCGGGUUCAGUUUACCAAAGGGUCCCAACUGUGUUUUGCCCAUCUUCUUACAUGGUCUUAUGUAUGGAACUGCUGAACUUAAGGAGAUGUCUGCGUUGGGUAUAGCUGAUGUUAUCACCAAGACUCCAGCACUGAACUUGAAACCAUUUGCUACCACCAUGACUGGUCCCUUGAUCAGAGUGAUUGGUGAGAAGGUUAAUAGUGACAUCAAGGCAGGUAUCUUGGUAGCAUUGAACAGUUUGUUGUUGAAGAUUCCUCAGUUCUUAAGACCUUUUAUUCCCCAAUUACAAAGAACAUUUGUUAGAUGUUUACUGGACCCCACCAACAGUGUACUUAGAAACCGUGCCGUGGUAGCUUUGAGUUCCUUAAUUGAGUUCCAACCUCGUGUUGAUUCCUUGGUAUUGGAAUUGGCUACCGGAGCUAAAAACACCACUGAUCAGGGAGUCAAAUCUGCCAUGUUAAAGGGAAUGUUGGAAGUCUUGAGUAAAUCUGGUCACAACAUGAGCGAAGCCAGUAAAACAAGUAUCAUGACCCUUGUGGAAGAAGAAUUGAAUAACACUGUGGUUGAGGAUAAGUUUGUGGUUCCGUAUGCCCGGUUAAUUGGGUCAUUGGCUCAAGUACUUUCCACUGAAGAAGCAUCCAAUCUUUUACUCCAGAAGAUCUUGAACAAACCUGUUGAUAAGUUUGGCAUCUUGUGUCUUAACUCAUUCCUAAAGUAUGCACCUUAUCAUAUCUUCCAGUCCCAAUUGGAGGAACAGAUCAUCGUCAAAUACAUCAUUGAAUGUUCCAACUCAAGCAAAGAUUACAUUAGUGACAACGCCACCCUCGCUAUAGGGAAACUCCUUUUACUUGUAGGAGAAACCCAUUCUCCAACAUCGAAAUCUGUCGAUGGUACUGUUCCCUUCACCAUUGAAGAUGAGCUGUUGACCAAACAGUUGAUGUACCAAUUGGCUAAGAAUGCCGUGGAUCCAACGUCUUCCUCUCCUGAUACCAGACGUCUUUCACUUGUGGUGAUACGAACCAUUUCCCGAGUGAAACGUGAUCAGUUGACCACCAAGUACUUGGACAUUUUGGUUCCUAAUGUGUUUGCUUGUUUAAGGGAUGCCAUCAUCCCCAUCAAGUUGGCAGCAGAGAAGGCAUAUUUGGCCUUGUUUAACAUGAUUGAGGAUGAAACGUCAUUAAGCUUGUUCAACCAAUGGUUUGACGAUAAGGCUACGUUUGACACUGUGACGGGUCAACUGAUUGUACCUCGGUCCAUCAAUGACUACACCAAAAGAGUGGCUGUCAGAUUGGCAAAUGUGGAAAGAGAAAGAAUAGAAGCCGGGGGAGACAAAGAGACCAUGUUUAGUGAUCAGUACGAAGACGAAACUGAAAUAUGGGCUGUUGGAGGUGUCGAAUUAAAUAACAAUUAG